GGGUAAACCAGGAAGUGCUGCAUCACGUGGUUGAACUGUCACAGGUGACGUACAGUCGAGAGCAGCACAGCAGCAGCAUGGCGAAUAAAGAUCCCGGAAACUUUUUGCAGCAGCUGAGGCAGAUUGCUGGUAGGAUGGGGUCCGGCCCCCGAGGGCUUGGGCUGGGCGUGAAGCUGCUCAUCGGAGCCGGUGCCCUUGCCUACGGGGUCAAAGAAGCCACAUACACAGUUGAGGGUGGCCAGAGAGCCAUUAUCUUCAACAGAAUUGGAGGGAUGCAGAUGGACACUGUGCUUGCAGAAGGAUUGCACGUCAGGAUACCAUGGUUCCAGUACCCCAUCAUCUAUGAUAUUCGAGCCAGGCCAAGGAAGAUUUCAUCUCUCACUGGAAGCAAAGAUCUCCAGAUGGUGAACAUAGGUCUUCGUGUCCUUUCUCGGCCUGUUGCCUCAAGCUUGCCAGUCUUGUACCAGCAGUUGGGGAAAGACUAUGACGAGCGUGUGCUUCCUUCCAUCGUCAACGAGGUGCUCAAGAGCGUGGUGGCCAAGUUCAACGCGUCCCAGCUGAUCACGCAGAGAGCCCAGGUGUCACUACUCAUAAGGAGAGAUCUAAUCGAGAGAGCUAAAGACUUUAACAUCAUCCUGGAUGACGUGGCCAUCACAGAGCUCAGCUUCAGCAAAGAGUACACCGCUGCUGUGGAGGCCAAGCAAGUUGCCCAGCAGGAGGCCCAGAGGGCUCAGUUCUACGUAGAGAAGGCCAAACAGGACCAGCGACAGAAGAUCAUCCAGGCCGAGGGUGAAGCUGAGGCUGCUAAACUGUUGGGUCAAGCUGUUUUGAAGAACCCUGGAUACCUUAAACUUAGACGUAUCAGAGCAGCCCAAAGUAUCGCCAAAACGGUUGCAACUUCUCAGAACAAGGUGUACCUGAGUGCAGACAGCCUAGUUUUGAACCUCCAGGACGACUACUUUGACAAGCUGUCACUGGGGAAAUGAGGAGCGUCAUCCAUGAAGAACAUAUGCAUUCCAUAUGUAAGCAGUGUUCGCCGAGCCACUAUAUUUUUGUCCUCAUCCUAAACGUGACUGUGAGCAGAGCCUCUCUCACGGGUACAGUUCAGCUCGGGCUCAGAUUACACACUGGUCUGGCGACCUUACAGAUUCACACAUACAUAUCCAUUUAUACACCGUUGUCUGUCAUUGAGCAGGACAUUUUUGGAUUAUUUUCAGCUCAAGAAUUGGAUAUUUUGGAAUCAGGUGGCUUUGUAUACUAAUUGUGAUUACAAAAAUAUACAUUGCAAACAAUUAAUUGUCAAUUAUUCAUUUAUCCCAUUUAUUAUUAUUAUACCCAUUUACCAUCUAUAUUUUCUGCUGUUGGAUUCCACUUAAAAAGUGUUGACUGAUACCAAAAGGACUUGCAGCAAUUUUGAUUAAAUAAUGUUUUCAGGACUAUUUGUGGGGAUAUUUAUUUCUUUUGGAAAAAUUGACUUUUAUUGAUUAUUAUUAUUACAAAAAAAUAUUAUAUAUUAAUUCGAAUUUCCAGAAUUUAUUAGUAUUUGGUAUCUUCCAAAAACAGUGCAGUUAAUAAAUAAAUAUAUAUAUAUAUAUAUAUAUAUAUUUAUAAAAAAAAUUAUACACUGCACCCAAAUAUAUUAUGUAACUUUUAUUUUGGAUGCGAUUAAUCACGAUUAUUCAUUUGACAGCCCUAAUAUAUAUAUAUAUUGUAAAUUUAAUAUAUUGCGUGCAAAUUUUCAUGCUAUAUGCAUUUGGCUAAUAAAUGUACAAGUUUGGCACAGAUAUAUUUACUCACCUUCACUCAUCCUGUCCUGUACUCUGUCAAGCGAUCCUUAAAGCACUCUAUUUCUAUGCACAGUGCAUUUGAUACAUCAUAAACUGAAGUGUUAAGGUGCAUCGCGUAGUGUUUCUCUCGCACACACAAAGACUUGCACCCUUCAUAAAAUUGAUGCCCCGCAUGUAAAUUAUAUUCUUUAUUGUAUUUUCCUGUCAAAAUAACAGGAAAUUCAUUUGGAAUUCUUCAGCCUACACUGUCGGUAUUUUUAUAGUAUUCAGUUCCUGCGAGUAUACAUGAAUAUUCAUGAUAUUCGCCCUAUUGUGGGCAUGUCCUUGACAACGCAGAAUGCAAUACUGAAAAUAUUAACUCAAUCUCCUCGAAUCGUAAGUUUUAAUGGAUUAUUUCGAAGUUUUAAAUGUUGAACAUCAACUCCAACCGUCCACAUUUUCAAAACAAUGCAUAGUUUAUGUAAUAUGAUAAAUCGUCUGAGCUGUUUAGACUGAUUGAUUACAGGCGUUCAGAUCAAGGACACAGCAGAGUAAUCAAUAAGCGAGUAACCUAUGCUAGUCAGGGCUAACACAGUUACUCUUUGAUGUGUUGAGAUUUUUUUUAUUUAUUUGUGAGGCUUUACAUUUGGUUUGAAUAGUUGAUUAGUUGUCAUUCGGUGACUGCAGUGUUGACGACAAUGCCUGAAAUAAACCUCUACAAAUGUAUCAUGCCCUAAUAAAAUUUAUAUAAGCUA
Pimephales promelas (fathead minnow) is the source of this 2521-nucleotide messenger RNA. RefSeq names its product prohibitin 2a (gene phb2a). Gene Ontology annotation, cellular component: mitochondrion; membrane. The record is from RefSeq and is a predicted model, not a curated record. NCBI's taxonomy places the organism in Eukaryota, Metazoa, Chordata, Actinopteri, Cypriniformes, Leuciscidae. Gene Ontology annotation, biological process: mitochondrion organization.